AUUCGAAAUGCUUGAUCUUGUCGACUUUAUCAGUGAUCGUGGUGGAGAUCCAAAUAAGAUCAAGGAAAGCCAGAGGAGGAGAUUUGCUCCAGAAAGUGCGGUAGAUGAGGUUAUCUCCUUGUACGAGGAAGCUCGAAGGGCUCGUUACGAGGUUUCUCAAAUAAAUUCGCAGAUCAACGGCCUCCUCAAGGAUAUUGGGAAAAAGAAGAAGAAUAAGGAAGAUGCAAGCAACCUCUUGGAAGAAAAGGUUGCCCUAGAGAAGCGUAGGAAGGCGGCAGAGGAACUUGCUGUGGAAAAGGAGACCCUCAGGGAUAGAAAAAUUAAAACCAUUGGCAACUAUGUUCAUGAAUCGGUUCCCGUGAGCGACAAUGAGGAUAAUAACGCCAUCGUCAGAACAUGGUCCCCGGAGAAUUUCGUUCCCGAAAAACCGGAUUGCCUUUCGCAUCAUGAAGUCCUUACUCGCCUUGAUGGUUACGACCCGGAGCGUGGCGUCAAAAUCGUCGGCCACCGCGGAUAUUGUUUGACAGGUUACGGCCUCUUUUUGAAUCUUGCGCUUGUGAAUUAUGGCCUCGAAUUCCUUUGGAAAAAGGGCUAUACUCCAAAUCAGCCUCCCCAGUUCAUGCUCAAGGAGAUGAUGGCAAAAACCGCCCAGCUUGAACAAUUCGACGAAGAGCUUUAUAAGGUCACGGAGAGCGAGGACAAAUCCACUGAUAAAUAUCUUAUUGCUACCUCCGAGCAACCGCUUUCCGCAUUACAUGAUAGUGAAUGGCUCCAAGACAAGGACCUUCCGAUCAAAUACGCUGGGUAUAGUACAUGCUACCGAAAGGAGGCUGGCGCCCAUGGCAAGGAUGCUUGGGGUAUCUUCCGCGUCCAUCAAUUCGAAAAGAUUGAACAGUUCGUCCUCAUAAAGCCCGAGGAUUCCUGGAAAGCCUUCGACGAAAUGAUCGCGACGUCUGAGGAGUUUUACAAGUCGCUUGGGCUUCCUUACCAAGUCGUAUCCAUUGUUUCUGGUGCUUUAAACAAUGCAGCAUCGAAGAAAUAUGAUCUCGAGGCCUGGUUCCCUUUCCAGCAGGAAUACAAGGAGCUAGUUUCUUGCUCCAAUUGUACCGAUUACCAGGCUAGGGCCUUGGGAAUUCGAUAUGGCGCGAAGAAAACCACCGAUGUCAAGAAAUCUUAUGUUCAUGCGCUGAAUGCUACACUGUGUGCCACAGAACGAACACUUUGCUGUGUUCUUGAGAACUACCAAACAGCUGAAGGAUUUGUUGUUCCUGAGGUCCUGAGAAAAUAUAUCCCCGGCGCCCCCGAGUUCCUUCCCUUUACCAAGGAACUUCCAAAGGACAGCACCUCAAAUAAAUCUCGACCAAAGCCUGCCCCUAAACCUCAGAGCAACGCCGACGAUGCUUCCAAGAAGCUAGAAAGCAUGCAGUUAUAAUUUCGGUCCUGGUUCCCUUUACCAAACUCAGAGUCCUUCAACCAGUUUCCAGACUUAUGGGAGACCUCUUGAAAUCGGGGCGCGGCUCGGAAAUUGCCGAUAUUCGUUGAGGAAUAAUAUAUCUCUUUGGUCUCUCUAGAAGCGCAUUUCCUCAGUUCUAAAGUGUGAUAGGAUACCCUCUAAGCCCAUAGUAUAGCUGUCAGAUUUACAACUAG
Messenger RNA from Aspergillus ochraceoroseus IBT 24754, 1647 nucleotides. RefSeq names its product serine--tRNA ligase SES1. The transcript has 7 exons. NCBI's taxonomy places the organism in Eukaryota, Fungi, Ascomycota, Eurotiomycetes, Eurotiales, Aspergillaceae. The record is from RefSeq and is a predicted model, not a curated record. Bases 8 to 1432 code for a protein of 474 amino acids. Gene Ontology annotation, biological process: seryl-tRNA aminoacylation. Gene Ontology annotation, cellular component: cytosol. Gene Ontology annotation, molecular function: ATP binding; serine-tRNA ligase activity; tRNA binding.